This is a messenger RNA of Labrus mixtus (cuckoo wrasse), 3548 nucleotides long. It is a transcript of the gene kdm8, whose product is annotated as lysine (K)-specific demethylase 8. The transcript is spliced from 8 exons. Lineage: Eukaryota; Metazoa; Chordata; Actinopteri; Labriformes; Labridae. The coding region runs from base 167 to 1393 and encodes 408 amino acids. The record is from RefSeq and is a predicted model, not a curated record. Gene Ontology annotation, cellular component: nucleus. Gene Ontology annotation, molecular function: histone H3K36 demethylase activity.
GAAUCAUUCCAUUCGGUUCAGUCUGUUAUCAAAGUAAUAAGGCACUCAAGUUAAUGAGAUACUCAGAGUUUGCUGCUCUGUACGCUGGUACUGUCUGCAGCAGCACAGAGCAUCACAACGUGCAUGUAGGCACAUUGAGAAGAGACGCAUAAAGAUCAUCUGAUCAAUGGCUGCACUGUGGUCAAAGAUCUCCGCUGCUCUGCCUCCUAAUGAAGAACAGUUUCCACUCCAGUUUAGUGGCCAAGUGGAUUCCAGUGUGGUGGAAAUGCUGAAGCGGUCCACUCGGCAGCUGUACAGCUACACCACAAGAGCUGUGCAACUGCUCACUGCUCAGAUUAUUCUGGAUUUUUCGUGGGAGAAACUCAACACAGGAACAUGGCGCGAUGUGGACAAAGAGUGGAGGAGAGUUUAUUCUUACGGGUGCCUCUUCAAGGCGGCCGCUCUGUGUCGGGAAGAUCCGUCACCUGCAGAGGUCCUGCAGGCUGUGAAGACGUGUGAUAUGGGAUUACUCAUGGGUGCGGCCAUCAUGGAUGAUAUACUGCAGGUGGUUGUUCGGAUUCUGCAGGGUGAAGUCGGGAAAUCGAGUAAAGAUGAGGAGGAAGAGAAGAGGGAGCAUCUUCAGGUCAAGAGAAUAAAGGUGGAGAUCCCACGUGUUCCAGUGAUCAAAGAAGAGCUGGCUGUUCCCAGGAUCAGGAGUCCUUCACUGGAGAGCUUCAACAAAAAAUACCUGGUCCCACUCAAACCAGUGAUUUUAGAGGGAGUUAUUGACCACUGGCCUGCCCUCAACCAACGACCCUGGAGCAUAGAAUACUUGAGGUCUGUGGCCGGAUGUCGGACGGUUCCAGUCGAGGUGGGAUCGAGGUACACGGACGAGGAAUGGUCUCAAACACUGCAAACCGUCGAUGAAUUCAUCGAUCGAUACAUUGCAAAUAAAGAUGGAGGCAACGCUUUGGGAUACCUCGCUCAACACCAGCUUUUUGAUCAGAUUCCAGAACUGAAGGACGACAUUCGCCUCCCUGAUUAUUGCUGCCUGGGGGAAGGAGAAGAAGACGAUAUUACAGUGAACGCCUGGUUCGGCCCCGGAGGAACAGUGUCUCCUCUUCACCAAGAUCCCCAGCAGAACUUCUUGGCUCAGGUGGUGGGGAGCAAAUACAUUCGCCUAUAUUCCCCAGAGGACUCAGACAAGCUGUACCCUCAUCAAUCCGAACUCCUUCACAACACCAGUCAGGUGGAGGUGGAGAAUCCUGAUGCGGAGCAGUUCCCUGAGUUCUCCAAAGCUCCGUAUCAGGAGUGUGUGUUACAGCCCGGAGAGGUGCUGUUCAUCCCAGUGAAACACUGGCAUUAUGUCCGCUCCUUAGAGCUCAGCUUCUCCGUCAGCUUCUGGUGGUCGUGACUGCAGGCCCGUAAUAAAAAAGAAUAACUGUUGCUUGUUUUCUUGCCGCUUCGGAGGGAAUUUAAUUUGGAGUUCUAUAACCGCUGCUAUGCUCAUUUUCAUAAAUCUUGUGACAACCAGUGAUCACACAAACCUUUUGAUCCAUGAACAAUGAACACACAGUGCUGAAUGAUUAGUUUAAUUGUGCCGCUGAUGAGUGCAGCAAAAUCUAUUGUGUGGAAAGCUAGCCGCAGGAGGAAAAAAAACAAACAAAUGAGGAGUUCCAACUGUGUGUGCUCAUUUCAUCCUGCAUAUCAUUAACGCAGGGUUGUUAGCCCUCUAAUUUGAUGGGAUCUGUGUCUCUUUUCUAAUUGGCUUAUUUAAUUGUAUUCUCAACCUCAUACCUACAAACAUCCUCGUACGAUGUGAUUUCCAUAAUUCAUGGAAAUGAGGUGAGUCUUCAGAUUUAAUAACCGAGGGAGCUACAGGUACAAAAAUUAACUAAUAAACACUGGUUUCUGGUUAGAGUGACAGUGUGAGGCGAUGAAUUAAUAAAUGAAUUAAUCCCCUGGGCACAGACCGACUUUGAAAUCCAAACAGUCUCACUGCUUUGAUACCAUGACGGCAUGACUCGUGAUGUCACACCAAAGACACGAUGAAGACAGGAAGCCCUGCGUGUCAGAUUUUUAAAUGUAUAACAUUAGACCCCAGUCAAGUGUCCCAUAGGUCUGUUUCACUCGAGCACUGUAAUUCAGACCGUGAUGCCCAGAACUGAUGUCGACAUUAAUUAGAUUUUCAACCAGAAUAACAUUUAGCUUCAAGAAGUGUUCGGGGAAAUCGGAGCAGAGUACUUGUGAAGGCUGGGGGAAGAGUGACUCCAGAAAAUUGGAAGUUGUUUUUCUGAUUUUAGCCUAGCGGUUUGUGCAAGCCCCCCCAUGUACAGAGGCUUAAGCCCCUUAAAUAAAUGGUAUAGAACUUAUAGUCCAAAACAUGCAAAAAAAAACUGCACUGUCCUCAGUUCUCUUCUUGAGAUCUUGACCUAUUUUUCUGGUUAUCUUGGGGUUGCGCUUGUUUUCCUUUUAUAAAAGAUUAAUUUAUCUCAUUAUCUCGAGCUAGUAAAGUUUGUUUUCUCGGAAAACCAAACAAUAGGCUGGUCACUGAGAAAGGCCUGACCGUCACAUGCGAUGCUGCCAUUGCUCACACUAAUGAUGUAAGUUUCGCCUUUUUUCUAAGUUUGAUUUGUGCUUUUUUCAGGGGAUAGAAGACGGAAAUGAGUCAUUGUCACAGUAAAAUGGACUAAAUAAAAUGUCUGGUUAUUUUAGUUAUUUUUGUAGAUGUAAGAAAUGUAGCGUAAAACUUCAUAUAAAAGCCCAUGCUAGUAGACGCAGUCCCUUUUAGUAUCCCAUUUUUUAAACUACAUUUUUUUUAUUGAUAUCCUAGUUUUGUACACAUUUAAAGUGUACUUUUACAAUUGUAUAGUCUUUGCCAUCUUUGCUGUCCAAGAGUUGUGUUUGAAAAUAAUUAAAGGCCCAUCUCGUAUUGAUGUCUUUCCCAAUUAAAAGCAGGGUCAUUUUGAAGACUGAAGUCAAUAAAAGCCUGUCCAUUCAUUAAAGUUUCACUGUUAUUGGUUUACAUAGAAGUUCACUUUAUGACUAAUUGAUUAAAAAAAAUAUUGGAAACAGUGUUCUUUAAGUCCUCAUCAAUCUGAUAAGUAAAUAAAUUACACUAAAAUGUUUUUGCAUAGCUGCUUUCAUGAUAGAGCUCCAAGAAAAAAGAUAGUUUGAUGUCUUUAUUACGAUACAUUUUUCUGUUGAGAAACAUUGUUGACUAAGUGAAAAGUGAUGCAUUAGACUUGAUGUUCAUGUUAUGAAUAUUCAACUUUUAACAUUUCCUUAAAACAUUCAUAUGAACCCUAUCUGGAUUAAACUCUGUGAGUUAAAGCGUUGUACUUCACUGAGCCCGCCAGACUUGUUGUUGUCAAGUAAGUGGCAUAAUUGACUCAAGAUCACACAAAACUGCUUACACUCAUUGUAAGUGAUCGAUAGUUAAUUACCAGUGAAGUCAUGUUGGACCUCCGAGCCUAUAACCCAUCUCUUCCACCUCGACCCUCUCCUCCCGCUCCUCUUCUGAUUAAUGGCUGCAUUGAUUGUUAAAUAAAUCAGGAGUCAAAUCAGCA